GUCCACAGUUAGGUCAGUAGCACAAGAAGUACCCGUAGCAUCUGUGACUUUGAUGUUAAUUAACUUACUUAUAGAGGCUAAUGCGGGAAAAGAUAACUCAAAGUAGUUCACAAGAGCUAACCACAAAGACCAAACGGAGAGUAUGAUAACCACAAAUGCUGCUAAAAGUUAUAGUCUUGACUCUAAAAACUUGCUAGCCACCCCCACCCGGAGGCUAGCGUCAAAGUGGCUAAAUUAGCAGCUAACGCGGAGCUAGGCUAACAUUACUUGUUGGCUAACCGGAGCCGUUGACAGACGUUGACCUCUCACCGCGGGUUGUUUUAGCAUUAAUAUGAUGGUUGUUAAUUAGCGGUUGUUGUCUAAUUGAUUGUGAAAGCAGCCAAAGCUGUGUGUGUUAGUUUGGCAGCAGUGGAGGCAGAAAGAUAAUGUUAUUUAGCUAAGCUAAGCUAAGCUAAGGCGGCAUUAGCAUUAGCAUAACAAGAGCUCUUUGGGAGUCAGCUGACAGCCUGCUGAAAGCUGCCAAACACACCAGUGAUGGAUCAACUGAAAGUAAAGGAUCGCAUCUUGGAAAACAUCUCCCUGUCUGUUAAGAAGCUGCAGAGUUACUUUGCGGCCUGUGAAGAUGAGACUCCGGCUAUCCGAAAUCACGACCGGGUCCUUCAGCGCCUCUGUGAACACCUUGACCACGCUCUGCUGUAUGGCCUGCAGGACAUCUCUUCGGGCUACUGGGUCCUGGUCCUUCACUUCACCAGGAGAGAGGCCGUCCGCCAGAUAGACGAGCUUCAGCACAUAGCAACCAACCUUGGUCGAAGCCGUGCUUGGUUAUACCUCGCAUUGAGUGAGAGCUCUUUAGAGAGCUAUCUACGCCUCUUCCAGGAGAACCAAGGAUUAUUACAGAAGUAUUAUUUCAAGAACGCACUGGUCUGCAGUCAUGACCACCUCACGCUCUUCCUCACGCUGGUGUCUGGCCUUGAGUUCAUCCGCUUUGAUCUGGAGCUGGAUGCGCCCUAUCUGGACGUGGCCCCCUACAUGCCAGAAUACUACAAACCCCACAACCUGCUGGACUUUGAGGAAAGGCUGCCCAGCUCAGACAGCUUGUCCCUGCACUCCUUCACCUCCCUCACCUCCACCAACCUGGAGUGGGACGACAGUGCCAUAGCCCCCUCCAGUGAAGAUUAUGAUUUCGGUGACAUCUUCCCUGUGUUGCAGUCAUUGCCAAGUGCAGACUGGGAAGAGGGUGACCUUACCGACCAGGCCAGCUGCCCACGGUCCAGUGGCUCUGAUCCCCAGACAGUCAUCAGCGACACGUUGGUCCUUUCUACCAGCACCGUCAAGGUGAAGGUAGCAUCUCUUCUCGCUCCACACAGCCCCACCUUCAGACACAACCCCUUCAACGAGGACUCGGACACUAACACCACCAGCACCUCAGCCGACGUCACGCCAGUUCAUGUGGCCAGCCGCCACAACUCCGUCACCGCUGCAGAGGAGAUGGAGAGCACCAACAAUGAGCUGGAGGUCAUCAGGAUGGCCAGACGAAGGAAACCAGCCAAGAAGCGUCGAGGGAAGGGCUCCACAGAUUCUAUCAGCAGCAUCCAUAACUCCAUGUCCUCUGAGCACAUAGAAAUGGACAACAGCCACCUGGCCUCAGAGGAUGUGGUAUCAUUAAACGGCACGGUAAUUCAGCUGGAUGCCGAGGCGGAGCUGAGGAGAAGCAGGGUGGGAUCAGAGGUUGUGGAGGAAGGAGGUGAGGACGAAGUAGAAGGGCUCCUACGGCUCCCAGAGAUGAGGGACACCUCCAUGGACACCGUGGGCCAACCCCUCCGUGAUGUCAUGGACCGGCUCAACGGGGCUCUAGAUGGGGAGGAGGUCUGGGAGCACCGAAAGGAGAAAAGCAGUGAAGGCUGUGACCGGGGCCCUGAGCCUCCUGCCCAGCAGCCCUUUCGGGAGGAUUCAGAGGGCAAGCCACCUGACCCAGCUCCCGGAGAGUCGUCUCUCUCCCCUCUGGUCUCAAGCCACAACUUCCUGCAGGCCUCUCCUGCGUCUGCAGAAGUACGCUGCUUUACCCCCGACAGUCCAGACUCUACUCCCACGGGUGGUGGCCACUAUGACUCUACAGAGCAUAGCCAAUCACAGACUAUUUCAGGUGGCCUUGAAGAUGAAGGCGAGGCAAAAGCGUCAGCUGGACAGGAGCCCGAGAUGAAGACCAGGGAGGAAGAAACAGAUGAAGGCGAGGAAACCAACAAGGAUGCGUUUACUGAGGAAACAGAAAAUUCUCAUCCUGCAGAGUUUAAGGUGGACAACAAUCACCAUCUUCUUCUCAUGAUUCAUGUGUUCAGAGAGAACGAGGAGCAGCUCUUCAAGAUGGUGAGAAUGAGCACAGGCCACAUGGAGGGCGACCUGCAGCCCCUCUACCUGCUGCUGACUGACUGUUACAUCUACCUGCUUAGAAAGGGUGCAGCAGAGAAGCCCUACACAGUUGAAGAUGCUGUUUCUUAUAAUGAGAUAGACUAUCUGUCGGUGGGCCUCGACCAACAGACAGUGAUGGUGGUUUGCACCAACAGACGAAGAAAAUUCCUGUUGGACACAGCUGAUGCCUCUCUGACUCAGUGGUUUUUGUCUGUUCUCAAGUCAUCCAUGGUGAAGGGUUGUCGAGAGCCUCCUUACCCGUCUGUGCUGACUGAUGCCACCAUGGAAAAACUGUCUCUCACUAAGUUUGUCUCGCAGGAAUCUCACUGUGAGGUAUAUGAAGUGUCCAUCCAACUGUAUUCACUGGUCCACUGGGAGGAUCCUAUGGACAUGACUUUGUCACCCCAGGGUGGCCCACCAAUCCCUGGACAACCUUCCAGCACCAAGGAGGGGACUCUGCAGUUCCGGGCUGGAUCCACCUACCUCGGCAAAGAGCUGUGGAAAAGCUGCUACCUCGUCCUCAGCAAGGGGAUUCUGUACCUGUAUGCAGAGAGAACUGAUGGGACACCUCUGCUGUCAGUCACUAUGGGAGGCGAGCACUGUGGAGGCUGCCGUCGCUCAAACAGCACAGAGCGCCCCCACGCCUUCCACGUCAUCCUGACAGAGCGUCCUCCGCUGGAGCUCUGCGCCAACAAUGAGCAGGACAUGGCCGACUGGAUGCUGCUGCUCUGCCAGUCCGUCUCCAAAGGGGUCAUCCCUCAGGGUGUGGCCCCCACUCCAUGUAUCCCAUGUUGCCUGGUGAUGACAGAGAGGAGGCUGCUAACUUGCCAUCAGGACUGUCAGACCAGCUUCUUCCGUUCGCUGGGCAGCGCCGAUAUCUGUGAUGUCAUUGCUGUCAGUGUGGAGGCCGACAAGCAGUACUGUGUCAUUGAGUUUGCGGCAGAUCGGACCCAUUUCCUUCCUCCGUGGGUGUUAUACUUCAGCGGCUGUGAAGAGAGAGACCGACUGCUGGAGGUGUUAGACAACACAUGGAAGGCCGUUUUCCAGGUUGACCUUCCUCACAAAGAAGUGUGGGAUCCGUCCGUGCAGAAGCGUUGUGGUGAGGCCCUCGCCCUGAUGAACAGCGCCUGGCAGAGGGCAGACAGUCUGGCCCGAGGCAGAGCCCAGCGGGAACCCUGGUGCUGACAGACACACAAACAUGCACCCAUACACUUAACCUGUGGGUAGCCACUGAGACAGACUGAUAGUCAAACAGUCUGAUAUAGUUCCAGGAUAGAUGGAUUUAACUCUGGCAUACAGUCUGUGUGUCACUGUAAACUAAUGAGUCCUAAGCUGAAAACCAGACGUGGUUAUUGGUUGGUGAUGCACCUCUGAUACACUGAUGAUAUGUUUCUAUCUGAGAAACCUCCUGCAGAAGUAGCAAUGCAUGCGGCACAUCCCAUCGCAGCGAUGCAACAGCAAGAAUGUUCUCACUUGAAAUGAAAUGAAAUGAACAAAUAUUACCAGUACGAUACACCAGAUUUGUAUUUGAUCCCAGUGAUACAUUACCAUUAUUCUUUCAUUAGAGAUUCUUAAGAAAUAGCAGCAAAUAUAUUGAAUCAAUGAAAAGUUUGGGGUCACAUGAUACUCUCCGUAUGGAAAAAGCUCUGUAGGAAAUGGCGAUAGAUAAUUGCAGAACACACAUACAGUAGUUGUGUUAUCUUCAAUACAUUCAAAUAUAUCCUGCUGAAUAGAGUUUGAGAAAUUCUGUUUCCACAAAGUAAACGUCAAAUUCAAGCCUUGACUUUGAGAUAUAGACAGGACUGAAAAUGAUGAAACGUAUUUAGUACAUUGAGGAAGCUGAGUGGGGAGGAAGGAUCCAUUACCAGCAGCUUCCCUGCACAGUGAAAUAAGAGAAUUACUAAUGUUUUCUUUCACAAAAAAAAAAAAAUCUGAUAUAUGUCAAGAAAGCCAUAUAUGAAGGGGGCAGCUGAUGCUCGUGUACAACGUGGAAAAGUUCACACUCCUUGCCUUGCACACACAGAAGUAACGCUCUCUGAUCGCACAAGUCACACAACCGUGUGAAGAUAAAAGUCACUCCUCGCUUAGUAACAGUUACUAGAGCAUACAUACAUAUAUAUAAUGCUGUACAGUAUCAACGCAUAGUCACUGAUGGUUGUGGAAGUGUCUGAUAUUCAGUUUUGGUUCGUAUAAGGGCACACAUACCUCUACACUGAAUUAUUGUCACAUUGUACAUUCGCUUGAGAGAAUGAGGAUCUCAAUAUGAAGAAUAUCUAACAGUUGCACUGUACAUGACUUGCUCUCCCGCUCAUGUCGUAUAUCUGAGAUCUCGCUUACCAAUUUCAACGUUUUCACUCAGAUAAAAAAAAAAAAGAAAUCAGGAAAUGCAACAGACUUGCCUUUUAUCUCCACUCUGUAGAGACGAGUGGAGGCCUCCAUGCAGACUUGCACAUUGUUUUUGCUGUUAGUCUUUUUUUUUUAAUGCUACCAGUUUUGUGUUAAUAUCAUUAACAUUUGCUUUUGUAUUUCCAUUGUAGAGAAGUUGGGAACAAUUGUUACUAAAUUAUUCAAUUGAUUAGUGAUAUUUUCUUUUGCUAUUGACUUCUGUGUCUGCAUUAGCAGAUGUGCACUUCCCCUUUAGUGUGGGCAAGUAUAUGGAGUAAGAAUUGACCCUUCCUAAGUCCCGUCAAACAGAUUGGUUGCUGGCAUAUUUUUAAGAUGACAUAAAUUAUCGGAAAAGAUCGAGGCUAACUUAUCUUUGUUUAUUGUAUCUUUGUAAGGCUAUGUGCCGCCCUGAAGUAACUUUUGGUGUUAUUUAUUUGGAUAUACAUGACGUCUAGCAUCCCAACGGGAUAAGUUAUCAUUGUGAAUAUAUCGCAUACUGUAGUCCUUAUCGUCGAUCUAAUACACACUACGGCACCCACCUAAACGGACCAGCGUCGCCAUGUUUCUUUUUGUCAAGCUUGUCCGACCCAGUAACAGUAGCUAAGGGGGGGAUGGGGAUCGGUCAAUUACAGUCUGUGUGAAGAAUCUGUUACUAACUUUUAUUUUGCACCAGUGGUUGGUGGUAUCAUACUGUACAGUAAGAUCCGGCCACUCCACUAAAUAAGGACAUCCCUUUCUGCACUAGUCAUUUAGUAAGACCAUGUAUGAGGUUUACAGAAUCCUUAAAUAGCCUUUCAACUUAGACCAAGUGUAGCUUCUGUUCUCUUUGCAGAUUAAUGCUUUUAAAUAGUCUAUAAUAUCAUCCGAUAUUAAAGCUUUGCUAGGUGAAGGAAUAAAACCAUUUUUAGUUUCACUACAAAUUCUAGUCAGUACAUGUUAGUGCAUGUGUUACAAUCUGUCCUGAACAUUAACACUGAUUAGAGUACUGCUGCUCUGUCAAUGACGGUGUGUAACUCCUCUCAUUACAAUGCAAAGACAAUGUUGCCUUUUUGACAACCUUGACUGAACUGGAUGACAUGGCCAAUUCAUUUAAAUAUAAAUGAAGCACUGUUUUUUUUCCUUUUUGUAGUUGCCUUACACUGAACAAUUUGGCUGACUGCGUUAGAAAUCUCAAACAAUCAUCUUAGCUUUAUAUUGUUGUUCUGGUUUCUUUAUGAAAAGACGAGUCAGAAUAUGUGCUGUAUGUCGGGCUGGGUAUCCAACCUUGAUACCAAGUACAGACAUAAAAAUGUCUGUAUUGAAUGUUGGCACAGAAUGCUUGCUCAUUGUCCUUUAAUUAGAUAUUGCCUGAUAUUUGCUGUUAGAAAUCAGGCAGGUUUGUGUAGAAAAAUGUGAUUAUAUGCGUAUACUGAAUAGGCACCAGUAUCAAAUAGCUUCAAAUGAUACCCAGCCCUGUACAUAUGUCACUUACUGUAUGUAUGUUUGUGUGUCUUUCUCAAUCACUAUUACUUUCAUGUCAGCAUUAAUCAGUGCAUUAAGCCUUUCUAAGUGCCACUUGGUCUCGUUCAUCUUCCGCUCUUUUACAAAGAAAUCUAAUCUCAGGUGAAGAAGGUACGUCACAUCCAAAACCUUAAAACUCACCGUGUGUUUUUUGUUUUUUUUAAUCGCUGCUGUUUUGUCUAAUUCAAUAUUUUUAAAAUUCCUUUUUUCUGUUUUGGUUCAGUGCAGCAUUAUAAAGUUAUUUUGCGCACGCAGACAAGGCUGCAAAGUAAGAUUACAUGUUGGAAAAGGUUUUAUGUAAAAGUCCUUUUAAUAAUUCAGUGGGCUCUGAAAUAGGAUUAGUAAGUCGUGUAGUUAGAAUCUUCUCCCCCAGUGGAUUACUUAAGGACUUUUUGACCAGGGAGAGCACACUUGCAAUAGUUGGACUUACUUGAAAUGUUUGUUGGAUUAUCAAUAAAGAAUCAACUACAUAGAGUUGCGGCCUAUGAAGUGUAUAUAAAGAAAAGGUUAAAGUUUUGAAUGUGGGACAUUGCUGGCCAAUGAUGGACGACAUCUUCUAAGUGAUGCAUUGUGAAAAAGGCGCUUUUUGAUUUUGUUCAUAAAUGUAUACUGCAUGUAAUAUUUGUAAGCGGUUUUAUUGAAUUGUAAAUAGAGCACUAAUCAAAUAUAACAUCCCGUACGCUCACACAUAAAGACGUGCAUGUCCAGAAGGUUUUACACUGUUCAUAAUGGUAAUGAAUGUACAAAUAAACCUUUGUGAUUGGACAGCGUAACUGAAUAAACUGAAAUGAAACCUUG
Sebastes umbrosus (honeycomb rockfish) is the source of this 7089-nucleotide messenger RNA. RefSeq names its product pleckstrin homology domain containing, family M (with RUN domain) member 2 (gene plekhm2). The record is from RefSeq and is a predicted model, not a curated record. The coding region runs from base 535 to 3591 and encodes 1018 amino acids. Gene Ontology annotation, molecular function: kinesin binding. Gene Ontology annotation, biological process: lysosome localization; positive regulation of membrane tubulation; regulation of protein localization. NCBI's taxonomy places the organism in Eukaryota, Metazoa, Chordata, Actinopteri, Perciformes, Sebastidae. Gene Ontology annotation, cellular component: endosome membrane. The transcript is spliced from 20 exons.